Molecule: messenger RNA, 1315 nt
Organism: Brassica rapa (field mustard)
Lineage: Eukaryota; Viridiplantae; Streptophyta; Magnoliopsida; Brassicales; Brassicaceae
Product: mitochondrial uncoupling protein 1
Biological process (GO): transmembrane transport
Source: RefSeq, a predicted model, not a curated record
CCAUGACCUUUUUGUUUCCGUAGCAAAGAGAGGGACGAUCUUUACUAGUAACUGAAACGGCUCUCGAGGCCAAGUUGCGUAGCCGUAAUCUUCGUCACUCUUCUCGAGAUUCUCCCUGUGUUGGAUUUCGAUACCCUAACUUCCUCCUCGUUUACAAUUUCUCGGAUCGAAGAAGAUGGUAGCUGAUAGCAAAUCCGACCUUUCAUUGCCCAAAACUUUCGCCUGCAGUGCCUUCUCUGCCUGCGUCGCCGAGGUAUGUACGAUUCCGUUGGACACUGCUAAAGUGAGGCUUCAGCUCCAGAAGUCUGCCAUAGCUGGAGAUGUGACUUUGCCUAAGUAUCGUGGACUGCUGGGAACUGUUGGUACCAUAGCAAGGGAAGAAGGGCUUCGUUCACUGUGGAAAGGUGUUGUACCAGGGUUGCAUCGUCAAUGCCUCUUUGGAGGUCUAAGGAUCGGGAUGUAUGAGCCGGUUAAAAACUUGUACGUUGGGAAAGACCAUGUCGGCGAUGUUCCGUUGAGCAAGAAGAUCCUUGCUGGUUUGACCACAGGUGCGCUUGGUAUCAUGGUAGCGAAUCCCACUGAUCUUGUGAAAGUUAGACUUCAGGCUGAAGGGAAACUAGCUGCAGGUGUGCCAAGACGGUAUACUGGAUCGUUGAAUGCGUAUUCAACCAUUGUGAGACAGGAAGGAGUGCGAGCUCUGUGGACUGGUCUUGGACCUAAUGUAGCUAGAAACGCAAUCAUCAAUGCUGCUGAAUUAGCGAGUUACGAUCAAGUGAAACAGACAAUCUUGAAGAUUCCGGGUUUCACUGAUAACGUUGUCACACACAUUCUAUCUGGACUGGGAGCAGGUUUUUUUGCUGUCUGCAUUGGUUCCCCUGUCGACGUGGUUAAGUCAAGAAUGAUGGGAGAUCCUUCUUACAAAGGCACUAUUGACUGCUUCGUCAAAACACUGAAGGCAGACGGACCUAUGGCAUUUUACAAGGGUUUCAUCCCCAACUUUGGACGACUUGGCUCAUGGAACGUCAUCAUGUUUUUGACCCUCGAACAGGCAAAGAAGUAUGUCCGGGAACUAGAAUCGUCCAAGAAAUAAUACUUACAAAAUUUUAAGCAGACAGAAUAAGAGCAACUUUGUUUUCUUCUUAAUUUGGGUGAUCGAGAGAGGGGCCAGAACAGAGUUUUGUUUUCAAGCAAAACUGUGAAAUAAAUUUAUGUGGGUGCUGUACCAUUUAAACAUUCAUCAAAAUCAUACAUUUUCGUCUUUUCUUUUACAAAACUGAUAAAUCAGGAAGAAGAAGAAGAAGAAACUCUUACAGUA